Gymnodraco acuticeps is the source of this 1005-nucleotide messenger RNA. It is a transcript of the gene cimip2b, whose product is annotated as family with sequence similarity 166 member B. Bases 86 to 916 code for a protein of 276 amino acids. The transcript is spliced from 6 exons. The record is from RefSeq and is a predicted model, not a curated record. Lineage: Eukaryota; Metazoa; Chordata; Actinopteri; Perciformes; Bathydraconidae.
GUGUGUGUGUGUGUGUGUGUGUGUCUGACUGUAGCAACCAGCAAACACCGCGUGCAGGAGGGCGAGCUGCUUCAUCCUGAUCAACAUGGAGAAAAACGUCCUGCUGACACCUGAUCCACAUUAUAUCCCAGGGUAUGCAGGGUAUUGCCCACAGCUCAAGUACAGAGUGGGGAGAUCCUAUGGCCAGCUCACAGCUGAGCUGCUGACCAGUCCCCAGGGGAAACACUCUGAUCAGCUGGUCCUGGGCAGGGGUCAUGUCCCUUCCACAGGCACACUGAGAAGCACCUCUGACAGUAACUUGAAUAGGAUGAUACCAGGAUACACAGGCUUCAUUCCAAAAAGCCAGAACUACUUUGCCUGCACCUACUCAGAAACAUGCCGUAAGGCGCUGUCAGAGUUUCACCAGGAUGGGCGUGCCAAGAUCCAACGGGAAUCGACAGAGCUGCCAGCUGUUGUCAACUACACCAACACACAGGUUGAAAAACCAAGACCCCACUUGAGAGAAAUCUCCAACAAAGAAAUCCCCUACAGGCCCUUAAAGUCCUUCACCCCCCCAGGAAAACCAUACUUCAUGGAUGAUGAUAACCCACACAAGUACUUUAAAACAGGUUUUACAGGGCAUGUGCCAACAUCUCGCUUCCUAAUUGGCAAAGGCUUCCCCGUCACUACAAACCAGGUACUGGUCCAGUUCGGGAAACAGCAGCAGACUGAUCCCACGUCCCUAAGCAUCCCGGGAAGGAGGGAAAGUACAAUAACUCCCAUUGCUACCAUCUAUCCAUCAGACAGGGGUGUGGUGCCAUCCUUCACAGGACACAUCCCAGGGUACCAGUUCACGUAUGGACAAACCUUUGGCCAACUUUCCAAGAAUGCACUGGAAAAGAGCGGCAUCAAGAGGAACCGUCAGGCAAAAUCAUAAAACUAUCCACUUCAAUACAAGGAACAUUACUGGCAAGAUGAAGUUGUGACAUGAGUCAAGUUUAAGAAAUAUUUAGGAAAUCCUCAUGA